AUGGUUAUUUGGGGCAUUUGUGUCCUUUUCUCCUCUCCACACACCAGCGAGCUCUUAAAACAGAUUGCCAAAAAUACCAACGUGAAACUGUUCCAGUCUGCUGCUCCAAGUGGAGGAUGCUGCAGGGAGGAGGCAGGACCAGACUGUAGGAGAGACAUUCAUGGUUCCCCCAGCCCCAGCCUCUCCCUUGGAGAUGCUGAGUUGGAGCAGGCUCGAUGUCCUAUUUCAGCAAUCUUGGGUUUGAUGCCCAAAGUUGUGGUGCUCCAGUUUGGAGUUGAAGGGAGAGUUGGUGGUGGGGUUGCAGCAGAAAUGUCCCAGUAUCCUGGACAUCCUUUGUUGUUCCAGAUGGAGUAUAAUUCAUCUUCAUCCAAACUCAUGGAUUAUCUGUGCACUCCUGAGGAAAAUGUUUACAAGAUAGACUUUACCAGGUUCAAAAUCCGGGACAUGGAAUCUGGCACAGUCUUGUUUGAAAUCACCAAACCAGCAGCUUCAGAACGUGAACACAAUGACAGGAAGGACAUUGAUCCCAAUGCUGGACGCUUUGUUCGCUAUCAGUUUACUCCAGCUUUUCUUAGACUUCGGCAAGUGGGAGCCACGGUGGAAUUCACAGUAGGAGACAAACCCAUUAAUAACUUCCGCAUGAUUGAGAGGCACUACUUCCGGGAUCAGUUGCUUAAGAGCUUUGAUUUUGAAUUUGGGUUCUGCAUCCCCAGCAGUAAAAAUACUUGUGAGCACAUCUAUGAGUUCCCACAGCUCUCCGAGGAUCUCAUUCGAGAGAUGAUCCUGCAUCCAUAUGAGACACAGUCGGACAGUUUCUACUUUGUAGACAACAAGCUCGUGAUGCACAACAAGGCAGAUUAUUCCUACAGUGGAGGACCUUGA
Molecule: messenger RNA, 882 nt
Organism: Nestor notabilis (Kea)
Lineage: Eukaryota; Metazoa; Chordata; Aves; Psittaciformes; Psittacidae
Product: protein unc-119 homolog A-like
Exons: 5
Coding region: 1-882 (293 amino acids)
Biological process (GO): negative regulation of clathrin-dependent endocytosis; negative regulation of caveolin-mediated endocytosis; lipoprotein transport
Cellular component (GO): spindle pole; intercellular bridge; centrosome
Molecular function (GO): lipid binding
Source: RefSeq, a predicted model, not a curated record